GCUGGGACGAAGAGCGUGAAAAUGUCCAUACGAUGCACACAGAUACAAUCGUAGCCGUCCCAUCCGGCGAUGGGAGUCCACAAAGUGGUUACGUAUUGCCAAUUGGAUCUCUUGGGUCGAGCUUUUGGGAAGUGCUGGCCGUUUCUGCAUUGUAAUUUGACAAGGGAUGAUGGUGGCACCAGAGGCUGAAGCUGCAUUCUUGAUUUCGAGCAUCUUACAAGGAGGGUGCACAAGAUAGAGACAAAGAAGUCUGAUGUCUUGUCGUAGUAUAUGAGCAGACGGUGCGUGAACAAGAGCAUGUGUUGUCACUCCAAACAACGAGAGCGGCGAUCAUGUUCGUACUUCAGAAGGAAGUUGGGUGACGGCAAGCAAACCUGGUGCCUUUGGUGCAAUUUGGUUUUGGUAGUCCUGAAGUGUGGCUUUCGUGGUCCAUGGUAUAUCAGCCAAAGGGGGACAGCAGCUUCCUUCUCCUUGGUGAAGCGAUUGAAAAUUUUCUCAGAUAAGCUUUGCUCAGAUGGCGUCUACAGCAAAGCAGCAGGCAGAGAGUGCGAAGGAGAAGGGCAACUUCUUCUUUCGCAAGGAGAAGCUUGGGGCUGCCAUUGAAGCAUACACGGAGGCCAUCGUCCUAUACCCCACCAACGCAGUGUACUACACAAACAGAGCCCUUUGCAGGAUGAAGAGGAACGAGUGGCCAGACGUCGCAACCGACUGCCGCAAGGCCCUGGCACUAGACUCUGGCAGUGUGAAGGGGCACUAUCUGCUGGGCCUGGCCCUGCUGCGCUCCGACGACGCUGACGAAGCGGUGCGCCAUCUAGACAAGGCACUGGACUUGGCGCGGGGGGGCAACGGAGGCCUUACCAUGGUGGAAGAUGUCUGGCAGGAGCUGUCCAAUGCCAAGUUCAAGCAGUGGGACAUCGCAGCCGCAAAGAGGCGGGAACGCCAGAGCGAUCUCAGGAACCGUUUGCGGAAAGUCCUGCUGGAAAUGAAGCAAGGAGCAAGCAGAGCGGAAGGGGCCCCCAUGGACAUCGAUGCUUCCACCAGCAAUGAAGUUGAAGGUAGGAUACAGGGGCGGGGCUUCCGAGCCCCGGUGGUCAACCUCGAAGAUAGUGACGAUGAGCCCCAGCCAAUGAGCCCAUCCUCGCCAUCGUUCGAAGCAGGGCUACGGGAGAUGCAAGCAACGCUCGCAGGGAGGGCGGAACCCAGAAGUCAAGAGUCGGAAGCCAAGAGUCAGGAGGGGGAACAAAGUGGGGGCGUGGAAGUUGAGGGGGGCGAAAGCAGUGAACGGGGGGGUGGACGCUCCAGAGAAGCGCCGUCAACCAGUGGGGCGACGGAAGAAGCGGAGAGGGGGGGUGACAAGGGACGCAGGAGAGAAGGGGGUUCUUUAACCGAGAAGGAGCGAAUGCAACGGGACGAGCAAUACGAGCAAGAUGUAAACACACUCGAGAACGUGUUCGACAAGGCCGGGGCGCCGGAUCGACCAGGAGAGGUACCGGAUCAUUUAUGCUGCAAACUGACCAUGGAAAUCUUUCGGGAUCCUGUAAUAACCCCAAGCGGGGUCACCUACGAGAGAACGGCAAUCCUGGAGCACUUGAAAAGGGUGGGCCGAUUUGAUCCCGUGACUAGGGCUACCUUAGGCGAAAAGGAUUUGUCUCCGAACCUGGCCUUGAAGGAGGCUGUUCAAUGUUACUUAGAAGAGCACGGGUGGGCUUACAAGCUGACGUGACGCGUAGCUCUCAAACCAGACGGUGUUAUCCAGGGGAUGCGCCGGCCUGCAAGGAAAUUAUAGGUGGCACACGCGGUGCUGCGUAGUGUGUAGAAUACCGUUCUGGUAGGUGUGACUUUUGUAAAUUAGUCAAGGGGCCAAACAAAUCGUCCCACCAGCUUUCUAACAGGUGUCUAAAGUUGCACAACAAAAUCGGAGCUAGAUCUGAUCAGUUGGCCGUUGGUGUCAAUGAGCGGCCAGUUGCAUGAUCUGCAGUUAAGAACCUACGUGCUGCCAUGCCCGGCUGUUCCUUGAAUCGUAGCCACCACGAGCUGAGCAUUGGGAUUCCGGGUUGCACGUACUCUGCUCAAGAGCUGCCAACGUGCACGCGUCACGUAGGCAGCCGUCAAUAUCUUACACUAUUCUAAGUUCGCCCCUGGUAGCAUGUGU
Molecule: messenger RNA, 2152 nt
Organism: Klebsormidium nitens
Lineage: Eukaryota; Viridiplantae; Streptophyta; Klebsormidiophyceae; Klebsormidiales; Klebsormidiaceae
Source: the annotation of a GenBank genome assembly